Messenger RNA from Dovyalis caffra, 1920 nucleotides. The record is from the annotation of a GenBank genome assembly. NCBI's taxonomy places the organism in Eukaryota, Viridiplantae, Streptophyta, Magnoliopsida, Malpighiales, Salicaceae.
AUGGGGUUAGAAAUUGUAGAGCCAAACUCCUGCAUUAGAGGGUGCUGUACUAGCAAUUCAAUCCCACUUUACCUCCCUCGUUCUUCUUACACCCUCCUCUCUCCAAUUGCCAAAGGGGCUGAGAGUGUGGUUUACGAAGCUAUUUUGGAUGGGAGAAAAGUUGCUGUUAAAAAACCAAUCUUGUCUACUUCUGAGGAUAUUGAUAAAUUUCACAAGGAGCUUCAACUCUUAUGCAAGCUAGAUCAUCCUGGAAUAGCCAAGCUGGUUGCAGCUCAUGCAAAGCCUCCAAAUUAUAUGUUCUUUUUGAAUUCUAUGAAUCUGGUGCUCAUGAUCACAGUCCAGUUGGCAAAGGCUUUGCAAUAUCUGCAUAACCAUGAGAUUGUCCAUAGGGAUGUGAAACCAGCAAACGUUCUUCUUGAUAAAAACCUUUGUCCAUACUUAGCGGACUUUGGUUUGGCAGAAUACCAGAAGAAUCUUAAAGGAGUUUCUUUUGAAAACUGGAGAUCAUCAGGAAAGCCAACCGGUGGUUUCCAUAAAAAGAAUAUGGUUGGCACACUCAUUUAUAUGGCUCCAGAAAUAUUGAGGAAGGAGAUACACACAGAAAAAUCAGAUGUCUAUAGUUUUGGAAUAUCCAUGAAUGAGCUUCUUACCGGUGUUGUCCCAUAUACCGAUCUUCGCGCAGAAGCUCAGGCCCACACUGUACUGGAGAUGAACUAUUCUGAGCAGCAACUCACAGCAGCCGUGGUGUCUGAUAAAUUACGACCUGCUCUUGCUGGUCCUGGUUCAGGUGCUUCGGCAAGCAUAAUUUCAUUAAUGCAGAGGUGUUGGGAUGACAACCCUCAAAAUAGGCCUUCUUUUGCUGAUAUACUGUUGGAACUUGAUCCAAUUUUGGAGAGCAGAAAGAAAUCAAUUGAAAAAGAUUUGGUCCUUGACAAAUAUUCUAUUGCACAUGGAGAUCAACUAGCAGAUAGUGCCAACAAUCUUAGAACAUACCAGGAGAUUACUAAUUGGUCCACUCAGGGAGAAGUUCUAUCAAAGAGAUCUGCAGUAGAUUCCAGUUUGAGAAUUUGGCUUGAUUCUUCAAAUGUUGGUCUGGCUUAUCAUCCAAUACUUUCCUGGGGAUCCUUUGCCACAUGCGGUAAAAGGGAGACUAUGGAGGAUACACACUUCCUUUUGCCUCACCUGUGCAACGAAAAGGAUAUUCAUGCUUUUGGUAUCUUUGAUGGUCAUAGAGGUGCAGCAGCUGCUGAGUUUUCCGCUCAAGCAAUACCGGGGUUUCUGCAAAGUAUAGGUUCUGCUAGCAGCCCCGACACCGCAUUAAUUGAAGCAUUUGUGAGUACAGAUGUUGCAUUCAGAAAUGAACUGGAUGCUCAUUGUAAAUCCAGGAAAGUUGUUCAGAAAGACUGGCAUCCUGGCUGCACUGCUAUUGUUGCUUUAAUAGUAACAAACAAGCUUUUUGUUGCAAAUGCUGGUGAUUGCAAGACAAUUUUGUGUCGAGCUGGCAAAGCCUUUCCUCUAAGUAAGGAUCAUGUUGCAAGCUGCAUUGAGGAGAGGGAGCGUGUGCUUAGUGCCGGGGGCCAAGUUAAAUGGCAAGUUGAUACUUGGAGGGUUGGAAAUGCUGCACUCCAGGUCACUCGAUCCAUCGGUGAUGAUGAUCUGAAGCCUGCUGUAACUGCAGAACCUGAGAUAAUAGAAACUGUACUGUCAGCAGAAGAUGAAUUCCUGGUGAUGGCCAGCGAUGGACUUUGGGAUGUUAUGAGCAGUGCAGAUGUCAUAAGAAUAAUCAAGGACACUGUCAAAGAACCUGGUAUGUGCUCCAAGAGAUUGGCAACAGAAGCUGCAGAACGAGGCAGCAAAGACAAUAUUACAGUCAUUGUCGUCUUCCUGCGCCCAGUAUCGACAGCUGAGAGAAUUUAUUAG